Molecule: messenger RNA, 653 nt
Organism: Apis cerana (Asiatic honeybee)
Lineage: Eukaryota; Metazoa; Arthropoda; Insecta; Hymenoptera; Apidae
Product: Methyltransferase like 5
Biological process (GO): rRNA methylation
Molecular function (GO): nucleic acid binding; rRNA (adenine-N6-)-methyltransferase activity
Source: RefSeq, a predicted model, not a curated record
AUGGCUAACAUUCAACUUCGUGAGUUAGAAGAAUAUUUACAACAGUUGGAUGGAUUUGAUAAACCAAAAAUAUUACUUGAACAAUAUUGUACUAGUGCUCAUAUUGCAUCCCGCAUGUUGUACUGUGCUGAAGUUCAAUUUAAUGACAUAGAGGGACAUUCAGUAGGUGACUUAGGUUGUGGGUGUGGUGUUUUAUCACUUGGGGCACAGAUGCUUGGAGCAAGUCAUGUAAUUGGUUUUGAAAUAGAUUCUGAUGCACUUAAAAUUCAAUCUAAAAAUUGUAAUGAAAUAGAUUUGUUUGUGGAAACUGUACAAUGUGAUGUAUUACAAUAUUUACCAGGCCGAUUUGAGAAGUACUUUGAUACAAUUAUUAUGAAUCCACCAUUUGGUACAAAGCAUAAUACAGGUACAGAUAUGAAAUUUUUAAAAGUUGCAACCAAAUUAGCAUCAAAUACUGUGUAUUCAUUACAUAAAACAAGUACCCGUAACUAUGUUCUUCAGAAAGCUGCACAAUAUGGAGCCAAAGGCAAAGUUAUUGCAGAACUGAGAUAUGAUUUACCAAAAGCAUAUAAGUUUCAUAAAAAAAUGUCUGUAGAUGUUCAAGUGGAUUUUAUACGAUUUGAAUUAAAUUACUAAAUAUUUUCAUGAAAAAA